AUGGAUGUGGAGGAGUGUCUCAAAGAAUGGGAGGAUUUAGUGGUGGAUUACAAGCGCUUAGAGGUUGUAAACAAAGACUAUGUAACAAAAUUGGAAGAAGUUGGAGAGUUGCAGGCUGCUUGCAUGAAGGAGAUUAACCACCAGAAGUAUCGCAUGUCUAUUAUAGCUGCCGCGCUGAAAAGGUUAGAAAAGAAAGGAGUCACGAAAGAUGACCGCGUCGCGAAUUUGGAGAAAGAGAUAAUGAAGAGGAAAGCUAUGUUGCGGGAAAUCAACGCGACGCUGCCCAAACAGAAUAGCCUGUACUUGCGCAUCAUACUCGGAAACGUUAACGUUUCUAUACUCAACAAAAAUGACAAAUUCAAAUACAAGGAUGAAUAUGAAAAGUUUAAGCUGAUUCUUAGUGCCAUCGCCUUCGUCUUAGCCGUUGCGAAUCUUUACAUUGAUUUCAGGCCAUUACAAUUAAUACUGUUGUUCCUGCUGGUAUGGUACUACUGUACGCUGACGAUCCGCGAGAGUAUCCUCAAAGUGAAUGGUUCUCGUAUCAAGGGCUGGUGGCGACUUCACCACUUCAUAUCAACCGUUGUCGCUGGUAUACUUCUCAUCUGGCCCCAGAACGAACCAUGGAACCUCUUCAGACAUACUUUCAUGUGGUUCAUUGCUUAUAUCAGUGUAGUACAAUACAUGCAGUUCAGAUACCAAAGCGGGGUCCUAUACAGGCUAAAGGCCUUGGGAGCUAGGCAUAACAUGGACAUAACAAUAGAAGGAUUUCACUCAUGGAUGUGGCGAGGACUGUCCUAUCUAUUGCCAUUCUUAUUCGGAGGUUAUGUGUUCCAACUGUACAUUGCAUACACGCUGUAUAGCCUCAGUUACCAUCCAGAAGCCACAUGGCAGAUACCAGCAUUAAGUUUAUCAUUCCUGACGAUUGGCAUCGGGAACUGCGCGACGACACUCAUCGUGAUCCCUCAGAAAUUGAACGAGCAGAUAUCUUACCUGGCGGCUUUCUUUCUUACAUUGCACUGUCUCAACAUGUAUACAAUACUCCAGACCUUGCACAAGAAGUUGCAAGGAGGCUUGAAGCUACGGUACAAAUUACGUGCAAUUGCCUACCGUCUAUCCAAUGAGCUCGCCGUGUUGGAACAAAAAUGGCGACAGAAUAAAGUGGAAACGAAAUCAGAAUAA
Spodoptera littoralis (African cotton leafworm) is the source of this 1179-nucleotide messenger RNA. The record is from the annotation of a GenBank genome assembly. NCBI's taxonomy places the organism in Eukaryota, Metazoa, Arthropoda, Insecta, Lepidoptera, Noctuidae.